AUGGCUCCAAUAAAUCCUGUGGAGAGACUUCAAGUCCCACAACCGACAUUCAACCGAUCGAGCUCGAUAUCGUCGGUGUCGUCCAUAUCACAGACAUCGUCUAUAAACUCUGAGUCUCCGUUGACUGAACUGAAGUUCAAGAUCACACCACAGGAACUCGCUGCGCUUCACGACCCGAAAUCACUCAAGAAGCUCUACGACCUUGGUGGUAUAUCACACUUGCUCUCACAGUUGAACUCCGAUUACAAAAGAGGGUUAAAUGAGCAGGAUACCGAUGACUUACAGGAAAGAAAGUCACACUAUGGGGAAAACAGAUUACCCGUUAGAACACAGAAGACCUUUUUUAAGCUAUGUUGGGAUGCGAUGAAGGAUAAGGUGUUGAUCAUGUUGUCUGUGGCCGCAGUAGUCUCAUUAGCUUUAGGUCUUUACGAAACUUUUGGGGUGGCGCAGGAAUAUGACGAUGAAGGUAAACCAAUGCCGAAGGUGGAUUGGGUUGAGGGUGUGGCAAUUAUUGUUGCUGUUCUUAUUGUGGUUCUUGUUGGAGCAGCUAACGAUUACCAAAAGGAGAGACAAUUUGCCAAGUUAAACUCUAAAAAGGAAGACCGUGAGUUAAUAGUGGUCAGAAAUGAUGGUCAGCAGUUAAUAAGUAUCCACGAUCUUCUCGUGGGGGAUAUCUUGAAUAUCCAAACAGGUGAUAUAAUCCCAGCCGAUCUGGUUUUAUUGGAUGGUGAAUUAGAAUGUGACGAGUCUGCAUUGACUGGUGAAUCGGACACCAUUAAGAAGAAGCCAGCCAAGUUAUGCUUGAAAGUAUAUCAAGAGAAUUUACCUACUGAUGAAGACAUUGGUUCAACUAAGAUCAAGUUUAGAGACCCCAUGUUGAUUUCUGGUGCUAAGGUCUUAUCCGGUUUAGGUAACUCAGUCGUUACUGCUGUGGGUCCUUACUCAAUGCAUGGUCGUACCAUGAUGAGUCUUAGACAUGAGCUGGAGACCACUCCUUUGCAGGUUAGAUUGGAUAAUUUAGCUGAGGGGAUCUCCAAAUAUGGUCUCUUAGCUGCUUUGGUUUUAUUUGUUGUAUUAUUCAUUAGAUUCUGUGUUAAUAUUGCUCCAGGCGGAAACGAAAAUACAUUGGCAGGGGCUGCAAAGGGUAAGGCAUUCUUAGAUAUCUUAAUUACUGCCAUUACUAUUGUUGUUGUUGCCGUCCCUGAAGGGUUACCUCUUGCUGUCACUUUGGCUUUAGCCUUUGCUACAACUAGAAUGGCGCAAAAUGGUAAUUUAGUCAGAGUCUUAAAAUCGUGUGAAACCAUGGGAGGAGCAACUGCCAUUUGCUCAGAUAAGACAGGAACUUUAACUGAAAAUAAGAUGAGAGUUGUCAAGGGUGUUAUAGGAGGAAUAGAAUUCGAUGACUCAGUCGGCGCUGAUAGAGAUACUGGUGUCUCCCAAUUCGAUAGUACCAUGGUUGGUAAGAUUUCUCAAGAAAUGAAAAUAUUCUUAAGUACUAACAUUAUCUUGAAUUCUACAGCCUUUGCUAACAACCAAUACGAUGAAGCUGCAGCUCAAAAACAAAAGGAUGAAGAUGCUUCAAAAAAGAAGCCAUCUUUUUUCAGAGAACUUCUUUUUAAACAAUCUAAAGACUAUCAACAAGAACUUAUAAAGGCCAUUGCUCUUGGAGAACCAUUCUUGGGUAACAAGACCGAAUCUGCAUUAUUAAUUCUUGCCAAGGAGAAAUUUGGUCUUUUCCAAGACAAGUCUUUGGAUCAAAGACGUAAAGAAGCGCAACAUGAAAUAGCUCAAGUGAUUCCCUUUGAAAGUUCCAGAAAAUGGGCUGGUAUCGUUAUUAAAAUUGACAAUGGGUAUAGAUUGUAUGUUAAGGGUGCAGCUGAAAUCGUGUUCAAAAGGUGUGGUUACAAGUAUGACAAUGAUACCAACAAAAUUGUAGGCAUUGAGAACAGAGAUGCCAGAGAUGAAUCAUUAUCCAAGAUUGAUGAAUAUGCAAACGAUGCUCUUAGGGCUAUUGCUUUGGCCCAUAAGGAUUUCGUGGGAAUUGAGUCAUGGCCUCCAAGCGAAUUUGGGGUGAAUAUUAGUGUCAAUGAAUUGGCUGAGCAGAUAUGGAAUGGGUCUGACCAGAAAACUUUCACUUUAGAUGGAAUUUUGGGUUUGCAGGAUCCAUUAAAAGCAGGUGUACCCGACGCAGUCUUGAAAUGUAAACAGGCUGGUGUUAAAGUUAGAAUGGUUACUGGUGACAACUUGAUCACAGCAAAAGCUAUUUCUAAGGGAUGCCAUAUCUUAACCCCAGAUGAUUUAUCAUCAGAAUAUGCCUUUAUGGAGGGACCUGCUUUCAGGGAAUUGAGUCAAGAACAAAAGAACAUAGUUGCUCCACAAUUGAAAGUUUUGGCUAGAUCUUCACCUGAAGACAAGAGAAUCUUGGUUCACACAUUAAGACAAUUGGGCGAAGUUGUUGCUGUUACUGGUGAUGGUACUAAUGAUGCUCCAGCUUUGAAGUUGGCAGAUGUAGGAUUUUCCAUGGGAAUUGCUGGUACUGAAGUAGCUCGUGAGGCUUCUGAUAUUAUUUUAAUGACCGAUGAUUUUACUGAUAUUGUCCAAGCUAUCAAAUGGGGUAGAACUGUUAGUACUUCUAUCAAGAAAUUUAUUCAGUUCCAAAUCACUGUUAAUAUCACUGCCGUUGUCUUGACUUUUGUAUCUGCCGUUGCAUCUUCAGAUGGUCAUUCAGUCUUGACUGCAGUUCAAUUGCUUUGGGUCAAUUUGAUUAUGGAUACUUUAGCAGCUUUGGCAUUGGCUACUGACAAACCAGAUGACCUGUUAUUAAACAGGAAACCUAACGGUAGAAAUACUCCAUUGAUUUCGAUUUCGAUGUGGAAAAUGAUAUGUGGUCAAGCAGUUACUCAAUUAAUUAUCACUUUUAUUUUACAUUUCGCUGGUGGUAAAAUCUUUUUCCCAGGUAAAGAAUUAACUAACCACCAGUCAAAGCAAAUAAGUGCUUUAACAUUCAAUACAUUUGUUUGGUUACAGUUUUGGAAAUUAGUUGUUACCAGGAAACUCGAUGAAGCCGACGGAAUCAGAAGUAUUAGGGGACGUAUCACCAGGGAGAAUUUGGAUUUCUUCCAACAUUUAUUCAGAAAUUGGUAUUUCAUUGCCAUUGCUUUAAUCAUUGCUGGGUGCCAAAUUUUAAUCAUGUAUGUUGGUGGUGCUGCCUUCACCAUUGCUAGACAAACUGGACCUAUGUGGGGAACUGCUAUUAUUUGUGGAUUUCUUUCUAUCCCAGCUGGAGCAUUGUUGAGAAUCUGUCCAAAUGAAUGGUUUGAAGCAAUUAUUCCAUAUAAGUUCUUGAGGGGGUUCGUGUAUGUUAUCCUGUUUAAGUGGUUUAGAUUGAAGAAGGAGAAGGACAUUGAAGCUCAAGAUGAAAGUGACGAGGUAAAAGAGGAGAUUAAACUUGAAGAAAGACUGUAA
This is a messenger RNA of Dujonia railenensis, 3465 nucleotides long. NCBI's taxonomy places the organism in Eukaryota, Fungi, Ascomycota, Pichiomycetes, Serinales, Debaryomycetaceae. The record is from the annotation of a GenBank genome assembly.